Molecule: messenger RNA, 1212 nt
Organism: Aphanomyces astaci
Lineage: Eukaryota; Oomycota; Saprolegniomycetes; Saprolegniales; Verrucalvaceae
Exons: 1
Coding region: 55-1212 (385 amino acids)
Biological process (GO): proteolysis
Molecular function (GO): zinc ion binding; metallocarboxypeptidase activity
Source: RefSeq, a predicted model, not a curated record
CAUUUGUGAAAACGCAUCGGAGUGUAACUUACUAGUACUAUCUAGCAGCCAGCCAUGAAACUCGCAUUGUUGGUGGCCAUUGUUGCGGGCGUUGUAUCGUCUGUCCAAGCGCUUGGUCGUAUCCCUGACGACCGCCAGCGCACGUGGGAAGAGGAAGACGUGAUCUUUGGCGAUGCCGACGACAACCGCCGGUGCCACACCCAAAACGACGGGUACCUCCCGGUACUCCAGCCGGGCAAGUACGCCGACAGCGCGUUCCACAACUGUUUUCGCACCGACACGCAAAUCUACGAGUACAUAGACGCGUUGGUUGUGCAAAACCCGACGAUCUUGACCAAGUUUGGCGUUGCCCAUACCGUCCAGAACCGCACGAUCUGGGGGUACAAGCUGAGCACGGGGAACCGCCCCAAGUCGUUGUACUUUCAGGCUCAGCUGCACGCUCGCGAGUGGAUUGCCGGCGCGUCCGCUGUGUUCACCCUGAGUUCAUUUCUGGAUGACAUUGCCACCAACAAGCCGACGCCCGCCGCCGAUUUUAACCUGUACUUUGUGCCAAUUGUCAACCGAGACGGGUACCAACUCACGUGGGGUACUUUGCGGUACCAGCGCAAGAACGCCAACGAAGUCGACUUGAACCGCAACUGGCCGUCCAAGUACCCGAACCCGAACCCGCCGUCCCAGUCCAGCGAGGUGUACCCGGGUCCGUUCCCGUUCAGCGAGCCCGAAACCAACGGCAUUGACAAGUGGAUCGCGUCCAAGAAGGACGAAAUCGACGGCUACGUUGACAUUCACUCGUAUGCUGGUUUGAUUCUGUAUGCGUUUGGUGACACCAAGCUGCCCAUUGGCGGCGGCGUCGAUGAAAAGUUUGCCGCGCUGGGCAACGCCAUGUCUGCCAAGAUGGUUCCCGUCGGGUCGUACAUCCAGCAGCCGUCAUGGAAGCUGUACCUGAGCUACGGCGUCUUUCCAGACUAUAUCUUCCGCACGUACAACAAGCCCGCAAUUACGAUCGAAGUGGUCGGCAACGACUUUGUUGCGCCUGUCAACACGAUCCGCACCCGGGGCAAAGAAAUCUACAACGGAUUGGUUGAAUACGCCAAGCAAGUGGUGAUCUUCAACGGCGGAACCACCACCGCCGUGCCACCCACGACGACGACCCCGACCACCACCAAGCCAUCGGUGACUCCCGCGCCCACCACCACCAAGCCGCAAUGCUAA